AUGCACCUUCAGCGCACGUAUGGGCUUGGCCGGUCAUUUCCCGACGCAGCGCACCAUCCCUUCGACGGCACCCACUUCUACGGCGUCAAGCACUUCAAUAGUUCCUCCUGUGACCAGUACUUCGACGAUGAACACCCUCACUACGGAAGCUCGACUGCCGACACCAUCCUCCCUCCUGCGACCUCACCCCUAACCCUCACCACCCACUCCGAUGCAUCACCGCCUGCCACCACCCUUAUCACCACAGCUGAAUCAUCUACGCGCACUGGGGGCUCAAGCCUAAUCUGCCCUCAUUGCAAUCGCACACUUACCCCACGCAUCGGCCUAGUCGGUCACUUACGAAUCUAUCGCACAGAGACUGGUCGACCAUUACGAUGCCUCAAGUACUGGCACUACUAA
Molecule: messenger RNA, 399 nt
Organism: Dibothriocephalus latus
Lineage: Eukaryota; Metazoa; Platyhelminthes; Cestoda; Diphyllobothriidea; Diphyllobothriidae
Source: the annotation of a GenBank genome assembly